AUGGCAACCCAGCGAGUUUUCAGAUUGCCUCAGAGAACCUCUGUACAAGACCUUGUGAGCGGCACCGAGCCAGUUCCUGAACCCUCUCCCAACGAGGUCUUGAUCCAUAUCCGAAGCGUUGCUCUCAACUUCCGAGACUUUGCUGUCGCCACCGGGAAGUACCCGUUCCCUGUCAAGGAUAAUGCGGUCCCCUGCUCUGAUCUGUCUGGCGACGUUGUCAAGGUCGGUCACCACGUCGAUGACUUCGCCAAAGGUGACAGGGUCAUUGCGGCCUUCGACCUCAGCACUCUCUACGGAGCUAUGAAAGACUGGAACCACAGUCUCGGUGGGAUGCUUGACGGUACCCUCCGGGAGUUCAUCGCGCUCCCCAGCUCUGCCUUGGUCAAGACACCGGCAGAAUCAAAGCUCAGCUACUUCCAGCUGUCCGCGCUUGUCUGCACCGGAUCCACCGCGUGGAACUCUCUGUACGGGAACGUUGCCCUGAAGCCGGGGCAGACUGUACUCUUCCUCGGAACCGGCGGAGUGUCCAUCACAGGCCUCAUCCUCGCCAAAGCCGCCGGCGCGACGAUCAUCAUCACCUCGUCCUCCGACUCGAAGCCCAAGCACGUCCAGGACACCUACGGCGCCGACUUCACCGUCAACUACAAGACCACGCCGGACUGGUCGCAGGAGGUCCUGAGGCUCACAAACGGCCGCGGCGCCGACUUCGUCCUCGAGAACGGCGGCGCGGGCACCAUCGCCCAGAGCAUCGGCGCCGACCAGAUGCCCGACGUCGCGGCUCUGGCGCUGUCCAAGGGCGCGGUCGUGCGCGGCAUCAUGGUCGGCUCGAAGCAGCACCUGGAGGAGGUCGCGCGGUACGUCGUGGCUCGCGGGUUGGCGGUCCCCGUGGAGAAGGAGUUCGGUUCUGGGCGGGAUGACAUAGUUGCUGCUUUUGAGUACCUCACCAGUGGUACCCACGUCGGCACGGUCUGCAUCCGCAUGUCUCGAGUAACGCGGCCGGGCAGCUGCGGUCGGUGGUCCUCGGACGCGGAUGCCAGCUACGAAUGUCACUGGCCUCUCAUACUCGCAAGGUCACGGAACAGACGAUAA
This is a messenger RNA of Diaporthe citri, 1089 nucleotides long. RefSeq lists its product as uncharacterized. Lineage: Eukaryota; Fungi; Ascomycota; Sordariomycetes; Diaporthales; Diaporthaceae. Gene Ontology annotation, molecular function: oxidoreductase activity. The record is from RefSeq and is a predicted model, not a curated record. The coding region runs from base 1 to 1089 and encodes 362 amino acids. The transcript is spliced from 3 exons.